Messenger RNA from Penicillium chermesinum, 1641 nucleotides. Its product is annotated as acyl--CoA ligase. Gene Ontology annotation, molecular function: CoA-ligase activity. Gene Ontology annotation, biological process: secondary metabolic process. The transcript has 5 exons. Lineage: Eukaryota; Fungi; Ascomycota; Eurotiomycetes; Eurotiales; Aspergillaceae. The record is from RefSeq and is a predicted model, not a curated record. The coding region runs from base 1 to 1641 and encodes 546 amino acids.
AUGAUCUUCGAACCUGCCGAGCGAGUUGAACUCCCAACAAAGGAUCUCCUUUCCUAUAUUUUUGACGCCCCGCCGUAUGACCAGGAUAAGCCGGUUUUUAGCGAUGUUAACAACCCGACUCGCACAAUCUCUUGCAAUCAGGCUCGAAAGACCAUUAGACAGCUGAUUGCGGGUUUACGAGCUGCGGGUUUCCGUCCUGGAGAGUGUGCAUUGAUCCAUUCUUUCAACGACAUCAACUAUACUCUCCUGGUCCUUGCAAUCAUUGGGGCUGGUGGAAUUUUCACAGGCGCCAACCCAGCAUACACCGCCAAUGAGAUUGCCCACCAUCUCAAAGCAUCGGAGAGCACGUACGCUAUUGUAGAGCCCGAGCUCCUCAAGCAAUUUCACGCAGGUGCUAAACAGGCCGGCCUGCCGGCCCAAAAUAUCUGGGUCUUCGACAACCUCGGCCAAGCAAUCCCGCCGGGCGAGAAAUCCUGGACGAAGCUUCGUGAACAUGGCGAGGAAGAUUGGGUGCGGUUUAACGACUUGAAGACAGCCUCAGAAACCAGCGCCGCUCGCCUCUUCAGCAGUGGCACAACCGGUCUCCCUAAAGCCGUCAAGAUUACCCACUACAACCUGAUAGCGCAGCAUGAGCUAGCCUAUACUGACCGCCCCUACGAGGUCUCACGGCUCAUCGCUCUCCCUGUUUUCCACGCAGCCGUCGCCCCCGUCACCCACAUCACAACCCUAAAGACCGGCCAGACAGUAUACAUGAUGCGCCGCUUCGAACUAGAACUCUUUUUGCAAUCGAUUGAUAAAUAUAACAUUCCCGAACUCUCCCUCGUCCCACCCAUUGUCAUCGCAAUUUUGAUGUCCCCUCUCUCCAAGAAGCACCCAUUCCUCAAAAAGACCCGUGCCGCCGCUUCUGGCGCCGCCCCACUGGACAAGGACGUCCAGGCUCGCUUCCGUGCUCUCAUGGGUGACGGCAGCCCCUUCACCCAAGUCUGGGGCAUGACCGAGACAUGCUGCGUGGCGACCACGUUCCGAUACCCCGAGCACGACGACACGGGGUCGAUCGGGCGCUUGAUCCCUAAUCUGGAAGCAAAGCUCAUCGAUGACAACGGCAAUAACAUCUCAGCGUACGGCGUCCGCGGCGAACUCUGUGUUAAGGGACCAACUGUCACACCGGGCUACCACAACAACCCCGCGGCGAACGCCGAGUCCUUCGAUGCCGACGGGUGGUUCAAAACGGGCGACAUCGCCUACUGCGACGAGGCCACCAAGAAAUGGUAUAUCGUCGACCGAAAGAAGGAGCUGAUCAAGGUGCGCGGGUUCCAGGUUGCACCGCCGGAGCUGGAAGCAGUUCUUCUGGCGCACCCGCACAUUGUCGAUGCUGCUGUUAUUGGCAUCACGUUCCCGGGUGCGGAUACGGAGUUCCCUCGUGCUUAUGUGGUCAAGCGGCCGGGUGAGGGGGAUAAGCUUACGGAAGAGGAGGUGCAGAAGUAUGUGCUGGAGCGGCUGGCUAAGUACAAGGCGCUUACGGGUGGAGUAAAGUUUGUGGAUUCCGUUGGGCGCAAUGCUAGUGGGAAGAUUCUGAAGAAGAAUCUGAGAGAGGCUGCUAAGAGGGAAAUUGCUGCUGGGACAAUUAAGCCUCGUCUUUGA